CGCUAGCCCUUCCUCCCUCCUGGAGUCCCUGUGUCAUGCCUCUCCCGGUAGCACCUUACUGCUGGGUAUGAAGAGGUUGUCUGUGCAGCUGGUGGACUGCAGGAAAACAACGGGGCUGAGUGGAACUGUGAGAGGAGGAGAAGAGAAGAAAGGAUCAGAUUUGACACAUCAAAGAGAAAGACCAGACUCAGAGGAACCAGGGACGUCCAAACCAACAAGAAGACACCAAUGUUCCCACUGUGGAAAGUGUUUUAACCAGUUAACUGACCUGUACCGACAUGAGAGAAUACACACAGGGGAGAAAUCUUACCACUGCUCGCAGUGUGGAAAGAGUUUUAACCGGUCAGGGGAUCUGAAAAAACACGAGAGAAUACACACAGGGGAGAAGCCUUACCACUGCUCCCAAUGUGGCAAGUGUUUUAACCGGUUAGGGAACCUGAAAAAACACAAGAGAAUACACACAGGUGAGAAGCCUUACCACUGCUCCCAGUGUGGAAAAAGUUUUAACCAGUUAAACAACUUAAAAGUUCAUGAGAUGAUACACACAGUGGAGAAGCCUUACCACUGCUCCCAGUGUGGCAAGUGUUUUAACCAGUUUGGGAACCUGAAAACACACGAGAGAAUACACACAGGUGAGAAGCCUUACCACUGCUCCCAGUGUGGAAAGUGUUUCAACUGGUCUCGUGAUCUAAAAAAACAUGAGAGAAUACACACAGGGGAAAUGCCUUACCACUGCUCCCAGUGUAGAAAGAGUUUUAGCCGUUUAAGGAACUUGAAAGUCCAUGAGCUAAUACACACAGGGGAGAAGCCUUACCACUGCUCCCAGUGUGGCAAGUGUUUUAACCAGUUUUGGAACAUGAAAAAACACGAGAGAAUACACACAGGUGAGAAGCCUUACCACUGCUCCCAGUGUGGAAAGUGUUUCAACUGGUCAUGGGAUCUAAAAAUACACGAGAGAAUACACACAGGGGAAAUGCCUUACCACUGCUCCCAGUGUGGAAAGAGUUAUAGCCAUUUAAGGAACUUGAAAGCUCAUGAGAGAAUACACACAGGGGAGAAGCCUUACCACUGCUCCCAGUGUGAAAAGUGUUACAACCGGUCAGGGGAUCUGAAAAAACAUGAGAGAAUACACACAGGGGAGAAGCCUUACCACUGCUCCCGGUGUGGAAUGAGUUGGAAGGAGUUCAAACCAGAAAAGCAACCUCAACCAACAUGAGAUAAUACACAAUGGGGAGAAGCACACAAGAUACCACAGGAAAACUUAUUUGAUCAGAGGUUAGUUUGUUUAAUAAGGAUUGCGCCCCGGAGUUUACACUCAGAAAUUUGCAAGCAAGACACUCAGUUCAAAAGAUGGUGUUUUCCCUUUUAUCCCCUACUGAGGAUCACCCCGCCCAGGGUGAUGUCCCUUAACUUUAAUACCAUAUAAGCUCAUAAUUAAUAGUUGCUAAUACAAAGAUGUCUCUGCUAGGCGGAGUUCAGCUUAUUGCGUUAUUGGCAGUUAGUUUCCCAAUCACUCUUCCCCUUAUUGCUAUCAUGUCAGACUGGAAGUAAGACUGGAACAUAGUAUCAACAGGAACUCUUAGUUCCCUUUAUCCAUCUGUUACCUAAAAUAUAGUUUCUACACACAGACAUUGACUUUGUACAGUUGACCUUUUCAUGCACUUGCAAGGUGUCAACCACUGAUUCUUAAUCUCAAGUUAAAGCAACACAAGAAUCAUUGUACUUUUGUCAUCACAGGUGUUCCUAUAAUGUACAGAUAUCAUCCAAGUUCUUACAAGUCAACUUACACACAGCUCUGACACACACACUUAUCCCACCAGACAUGCCACCGGGGGUCUUUUCACAGUCCCCAAGUUUCCAGAACAAAUUCAAGAAAGCGUACAGUAUUAUAUAGGGCCCUUAUUGCAUGGAACUUCCUUCCAUCUCAUAUUGCUCAAAUAAACAGCAAACCUGGUUUCAAAAACAGACCAAGCAACACCUCACGGCACAACCCCUCUCCCCUAUUUGACCGAGGUAGUUUGUGUGUAUGCAUUGAUAUGUAGGCUACGUGUGCCUUUUACAAAAUGUAUGUAGUUCUGUCCUUGAGCUGUUCUUGUCUAUUGAUGUGCUGUAUUAUGUGUCAUGUUUUGUGUGGACCCCAGGAAGAGUAGCUGCUGCUUUUGCAACAGCUAAUGGGGAUCCUAAUAAAAUACCAAACUCUGUUAUUCUCUCUGAGCUCAGAAAUAAAGAAUCUUGGUUUGA
Molecule: messenger RNA, 2241 nt
Organism: Salvelinus fontinalis (brook trout)
Lineage: Eukaryota; Metazoa; Chordata; Actinopteri; Salmoniformes; Salmonidae
Product: zinc finger protein 239-like
Exons: 2
Coding region: 68-1216 (382 amino acids)
Biological process (GO): regulation of transcription by RNA polymerase II
Cellular component (GO): nucleus
Molecular function (GO): RNA polymerase II cis-regulatory region sequence-specific DNA binding; DNA-binding transcription activator activity, RNA polymerase II-specific
Source: RefSeq, a predicted model, not a curated record